AUGACUUUGAAGCGGUACAGUGCCGAACACGGAAGAGCGCGGCUGAAUCAGCGAAAACAGUCUUCCCACUGCGACAAAAACGAUAGAAUGGCCCUCAGUCCGGGGCACCCCUUAAGUGGGGAGAGAGUGCGAAGAAUCCCCCCGUUGCCUACUAUUAAGAAUCAGGGAAACACAGAGAAAAUCAAGAUAUAUGACAAUAUAGUACGCAUUGCCACCUGGAACGUACGUAGCUUGUUUAUGCCUGGAAAAUUGAACACUGAGGCUGAAAUGAACAGAAUUAAUAUUGAUAUACUGGGACUGAGUGAAGUUAGAUGGCCUGGUUCUGGCAGACAAAGAACAAGUAAUGGAUAUAUUUAUCAUUCAGGCGGCACUGACCCAGAGCAUCGAUACGGAACAGCCAUACUAGUUUCAGAUAGAGUGGCACAGUCAGUCAUAGACUUCGUCCCUUUGGGCGAUAGAGUGGCUCUAUUAAAACUACAAACAACUCAUAGAGAUUUAAAUAUAAUUCAAGUUUAUGCCCCAACAACAACAAAUGACAAACCAGAUCAAGAAAUCGAAGAAUUCUAUAACAAAAUAGAUGAAGUAAUGCGGCUCACAACGAAGGGAGAGAUAACGAUGAUAAUUAGAGACUUCAAUGCCAAAAUUGGCCGUGGUGUUGAGGGGGAUAGCAUAGGGGCAUACGGUCUGGGCGAAAGGAACGCACCCCAGAAGACUGUACACCUGGAGGUCACCUCAGAUAGGGAGAAAAAAAUUGUCAGGAAUCAGAUUGAUUUCAUUUUGCUCGGCCUAAGCUUCAAAAGGUAUAUGAAGUCAACAAGAACCUACCCUGGAGCAGACAUCGGCAGUGACCACAACCCUGUCGUGCUGGACUUUAGGCUCAAGAGAUUCUUGAGAAAAGAGAUCAGUUCUAAGACCGAAAAAGAACUAGAAAUGGUAGAGGUACCUGUACGGGAAGAGGAUGUCGAAAAGACAUGGAAUGAUUUAAGAACUAGAAUAACAAAUAUCCAGGAAAAAGAUAUUGGAUUCACGGCAACCAACAAAAAGCAGGAAUGGAUGACACAGGAAAUACUAACCUCAUGGAUGACAGACGGAAGCAGAAGGCAAACCCGAUAG
This is a messenger RNA of Sitophilus oryzae (rice weevil), 1113 nucleotides long. Its product is annotated as craniofacial development protein 2-like. The transcript is spliced from 4 exons. Lineage: Eukaryota; Metazoa; Arthropoda; Insecta; Coleoptera; Curculionidae. Gene Ontology annotation, molecular function: catalytic activity. Bases 1 to 1113 code for a protein of 370 amino acids. The record is from RefSeq and is a predicted model, not a curated record.